AUGCGUGAGGUUCACGAGGGGGUCUGUGGUACCCACGCCGGAGGCCUCUCAUUGGCACGAAAAAUACUUAGGAGCGGGUAUUAUUGGAUGACCAUGGAGAGAGAUUGCAUUGACUUCGCUCGAAAGUGCCAUAAGUGCCAAGUUUAUGGUGAUCGAAUCCAAGUCCAACCGGCCCCACUUCAUGUUCUCUCCCACCUUGGCCCUUUUCAGCCUGGGGCAUGGAUAAGUCGCCUCAUACUCCAGUGUCACACAGAAUGUGGUAAGUCGUUUCAUCAGAAGAGUGUUGAUCUACCGACCACAGAUGAAUGGGCGGUGGAAGCAGCCAACAAAAACAUUAAGAACAUUUUGGAGAAGAUGACAGAAACUUACAGAGAUUGGCAUGACAAGCUUCCCUUCACCCUGAUGGCUUACAGGACUACGCCCAGAACCUCCACGGGCGCUACUCCCUUCUCUUUGGUGUACGGAAUGGAGGCAGUGGUCCCUAUAGAAGUUGAGAUCCGAUCUCUAAGAGUUCUGAAAGAAGUAGAGUUGGCUGAGGCAGAGUGGGUACAAUCUCGGUAUGACCAGUUAAACUUGAUCGAGGAGAAAAGGAUGGCUGCCAUAGCCCAUGGACAAUUGUACCAAAGAAGGAUGAUGAGAGCGUUUAACCGAAAAGUGUGGCCCCGACAGUUUCAGGAGGGGGACCUAAUACUGAAAAAGAUUUUACCGAUUCAUACGAACCCUCGUGGCAAGUGGACACCAAACUAUGAAGGACCUUACAUGGUAAAGAAGGCAUUCUCAUGA
Molecule: messenger RNA, 783 nt
Organism: Malania oleifera
Lineage: Eukaryota; Viridiplantae; Streptophyta; Magnoliopsida; Santalales; Ximeniaceae
Exons: 3
Coding region: 1-783 (260 amino acids)
Molecular function (GO): nucleic acid binding
Source: RefSeq, a predicted model, not a curated record